Molecule: messenger RNA, 3967 nt
Organism: Syngnathoides biaculeatus (alligator pipefish)
Lineage: Eukaryota; Metazoa; Chordata; Actinopteri; Syngnathiformes; Syngnathidae
Gene: bcl3
Product: BCL3 transcription coactivator
Molecular function (GO): protein binding
Source: RefSeq, a predicted model, not a curated record
CUGAUGAGUUGAAUCUAAAUAAACUGGCAUUAUUAAAUUAUUUAUUUAUUAUGGCAUUCAUGUUUUUGUCCACAGACACCUGUGCACAUAGUAUAGUAUAUGCAAGGAGAAUCAGAGCAAGAUAAGUACAAUAUUAUUGUGUGACGUACACCAAUUUUUUUGUUGCCUAUUUGGAUAUACAGCUCAGAUUUAUUUAUUUAUUUAUUCAUUAUUUUUUUUACACAAGGUACCACCUGAAAACAAACUUUCCAAGUAGCCUACCUCCAUCAUGACCAACCUCAAAAUAUGGUGCUGUGCAAAGCCACUGUGACUUUAUGCAGUUUGAACAUUAACACUGCACUUAUAUGAGUUCAAUAAAAACAGUGCCAAAAUAAACGUUUUUAAACAAAUAGUGUAGUUUGUAAAGAUUAAAUAUAAAAUGUUUCAAAAAUGACGGCACGGUGGAUCAGCUGGAAAAAGCGUCGGCCUCACUGUUCUGGGGUCCGGGGUUCAAUCCCGGACCCGCCUGAGUGGAGUUUGCAUGUUCUAUGUUCAACAAUAAUUGGACACUGUAAAUUGCCCCAAGGUGUGAUUGUGAGUGCGGAUGUUUGUCUCCAUGUGCCCUGGGACUAGCUGUCAACCAAUUUAGGGUGUCCCCUGCCUCCUGCCCGUUGGCAGCUGGGAUAGGCUCCAGCACUCCCCGUGACCCUCGUGAGGAUAAGCGGCAAAAGAAAAUGGAUGGAUAGAUGUUUCAAGAAGUUUGAUCAAAGUCAAAUGCACUUGAGGUGAUUCUUUAGUGUACCACAAGAGGGCAUCCGUGUGUCGCUUGUGGUAUGUCCACAUCUCUUCAAAAAUCACUCCGAUUAAAAUCUGCUAUAUGCAAAAUUGAUACCGCAAAAGUUGGAAAUGGACACUUACUGUACUCCCCCUAACAUUCUCUAACGCUCAGGCAAACGGGGACACGCGCAUCAGUGAUGAGUUCGAAUCGUUCACUUUCAUUUUAAAAGGAAAGCAACGGUGAGGAGCGCUCAGGCAGCCGCGCACUAUCUGCAAUGCCCAAGUCACCAUCAGCACAGCAGCUGGAGUGGCUCGAUUUUCCACUUUGAAUAAUUCCAUUAGUAAUGAAACCCCAAACAAUUAAAACAACAACAAACUAAACAAUUGCUCCCAAGGGAGGUUUGUUCGUGAUGAUCGGAUUCUGGAGUUAUAGCUCCGUUUUUUUAAUGCCACCAGAUUUCCACUGAGCCACCGAGACGCACCUGAGUCUCUUGAACGGCCAAGGCGCGCCUCGCACCCGGUCGAUGCCGACGCCGACGCCGACGCCGACCCCGACCCCGACGGUCAUCAUGACGAUGAAUGGUGACGGACGUUCGCUCGCCGCGGCGCCGCUGGACCUGAGCACCAACCAUCGGGGGAACACCUCGUCCACAUCGCCGCCGGACUGCGGAGGUUGCCGGAGGGAGCCGGUGCCCUCACCUGCACCACCGUCUCACACUUCGGAUACGCUUGCCCGGGCCCCGGUAUCCUCUCGCAAGAGGCCGGCGAACAGCUCUUCCCUCCGGCUUCCUUUUCGUAAACGGCCGAUCGCUGUGGCGUCGGAGGAACGAACCUCCGGAGAAGCGGAGAGAGCGGAGGGUCUUUCCCGUUUGGGAGAGGCUGACGUACCGCCCCGGGAGACGGAACCAAGCCACCUGGGGCCGUCCGCAGACGCUCGGCUAGCCGUUGCUCCGGUAACCCCGAUGCAUGCUGAGGACGCUGCGUCGAGUGCUGACGCCUGUCCGGUCCACAUCGUACCCUCGUUCACUUAUGGUCACUACCCAGUGUACCACUACCCGGAGUUGGAUCAUCUUGGGUUCCACCCCCCACACAACCUGCUGGCUUGCGUCGCUCUGGCUACUCGGCAAGAUGAAGACGGAGACACAGCUCUACAUAUAGCGGUGGUGCAAGGGGAGUUGACCAUCGUUCACCAAAUCAUCCAUCAGGUGCGGUUCGCAGGCCGAAGCCUCGAUCUCUACAACAACCUCCGACAGACUCCCCUUCACCUGGCAGUGAUCACCCAGCAAGUGAACAUGGUGGAGGCCCUGCUGAGGGCCGGGUCCGACCCCUCCGCUUUGGACCGCAACGGCCAGACGGCUCUGCACCUCUGCUGCGAGUAUGACCAUCCAGAAUGUCUCUCCUUGGUUCUCUCAUUUCCCUCAUCUGCCGCCUGCCUGGAGAUGAAAAACUUUCAGGGUUUGAGCCCUCUCCAUCUGGCUGUGCUCCGCGGCCACAGAGAUUUGGCCGCCAUGCUGCUGAGAGCGGGAGCUGACGUCAAUACCAUGGACAUCAAGAGUGGCCAGAGUCCCCUCAUUCUUGCAGUGGAGAGUAACAACGCAGAGAUGGUCCGCUUCCUCAUUGAGGGUGGCUGUGAUGUGAACAGGCCGUCGUACAGCGGCAACACGGCCCUGCACAGCGCCUGUGCCAGGGGCCAGACAGACGUAGUGCGAGCGCUGCUGACGAGCGGUGCCGACGGUAGCCAAAACUACCACAACGAUACACCCCUCAUGCUGGCCAUGAACAAGAAGAUAGCAGAUAUAUUACGAGGGAGAGGGUCAAAGUCCACACGAGUUCCUGAUCAACACAGAACAUCAGUGUCGCCGCACUGCAGCAACUUCACGACCAGCAGUUCCCCAUCUUCGAGCCACAGUCGUGGUUGUUCCCCCUCGACGAUACCACAUGGCUCCCAGCACGGCGCCCCCCACUCACCGAGGAGUCCGCCUGUGCUCACUUCUCCAUUUUACUAGCCCAGGGUCCUUGUACAUUGACACCAGCAACUACAGGAUGCAGAACCCCACAUGCUGUUUUUGUUUUCUUACAGUGUGCACUCAAACGGAAUGGAGUGGCCAGUUUUAAAAUGCCUUCUACCUUGGACCUACCAAAAAAGAAGAAAAAAAGCUGAAGGGAAAAUGACCAAAUUUUGAUUGUGAUGAUAAAAAAUGGUCGUUUGCCUGGAUUUAUCGGCGUCAAAAGGGAAGUACAAUAAUGAUACGGGAGUUUAGUCCUAAAGUCAGAAUUAUAGUCAAAAUAUGUUCGGAGCUUUUGUGACUAUUUUUCAAAUGCAACUGAAAUUGUAAUCAUGAACAUUUCCAAAAACAACUGUAAUUUAGUUCCACAUUUUCUCCAAGUCCAGUUGUGUAACGGAUUGCAAUUACAUACAUUUUGUAAUUAAUUACAUCAUGUAGUUCCAUGUGCCAUAUACUCCCCAACACUGCUCAAGUUAUGGGAUGCUGGGUGGAUGGUGCUGCGUUCACUGCCUCCAUCUAGCAGCGAUUUGGCUCUGGUUUGAUUGUACCCCAAAUUUGGGUUUACAAAAAGAAAAAAAAAAAUAGAGAAAAAAAGAAAAAACUCAAAACUCGGAAAACUCGUUAGUUGACGCACGCAUAAAUCGAGGUACUGCUAUAUUUUUAAAGUGACUCACAACCUUUAAACGUCAUAACUACAGCACAGUAAAUAGUCGCAUUACACUUUUGAGCCAUAAAUGAAACAAUCUAAAAAAAACACAAAUACGAUAUCUUUUCUAAUCCUGCUGUGCAAACUAAAGUGUUUGAGCGUAACCCCCCAAAAAAGUGUACAAUACAUCGGGACUGUCAAGGACGGAAAAUGCAUUAGUUGUGUAAGAUUUUUGUUUGUUUUACAUACAUUCACUACUUACAAAAAGUUAGGGAUGUGGACUUUUGGGUGAACACCCAGGUGGACCUGAUUUGAUGGUUUUCUUAAUUUUUGAAUAUUAACUUUUUUCCACAUUUCAGUAUUUUUGCACAACUUGCUGUUCUCUAUUAAGGAGCUGAUUCACAACAUUCACAACAGGAUUUUAUCACAUGAAACUGUUUGAGGACAUCCACCUUUCUGUGACUCCUCCAUUCCCUGUGUGUUUCUAUUGCCCUAACUUGUGGUCAGUAGUGAAUAUUUUUUUGUGUGUGCAUGUGUGUGUGUUAUUCUACUUUUGUCA